Silurus meridionalis is the source of this 4762-nucleotide messenger RNA. It is a transcript of the gene pla2g4ab, whose product is annotated as phospholipase A2, group IVAb (cytosolic, calcium-dependent). Bases 741 to 2984 code for a protein of 747 amino acids. Gene Ontology annotation, cellular component: endoplasmic reticulum; Golgi apparatus; cytosol. Lineage: Eukaryota; Metazoa; Chordata; Actinopteri; Siluriformes; Siluridae. The record is from RefSeq and is a predicted model, not a curated record. Gene Ontology annotation, molecular function: calcium-dependent phospholipid binding; calcium ion binding. The transcript has 18 exons. Gene Ontology annotation, biological process: glycerophospholipid catabolic process.
AUCUAUAAUGCAGUUAUGAAUUUGCACAUACAGUAUGUCACCUCUGAUUUUAGCAUUGCGUAGGCCAGGAAAAAAAAAAAAAAACGCUGACCGGGUGGAGAGCAGAAUUGUGGAGCUUGAAAAACGAAAUGAUCAGAUAAUGAAAAUAGGAAGCUAAAGAGUAAAUAGUUUAAGGCCAUGACAGGAAGCACUGUGAAAAGCAGUGCACCAGGGACCCUUGUUGGGAACUACAUGGUUAACUUGUGGUGAAGUUUCAUCAAUUCUGCUUUGUCAUGGUGCCGAGUGUGAACCAAAUGAGUACAUUUUCCUCUGACCACUAAAACAGAGUGUUAUCUUAGUUUUCUUAGCUGCACACUUCCUCUUUCGGUGUUCUCUCUCUUUCUUUCUAUCUUUUCCUCUCUCUCACACACACACACACAGAAAAGUCAAAGCUAUUGACCUUAUACAUACAAGCUGCACAAAUCGAAUAUAUUAUGUAAGACAACUUCAUGACAGUCAUUUCAAUAUUGACCGAUUCUUUUUCCUUCCUUCCUUCCUUUAUUAAUCACCCUGUUCUCACCAUCACAGUGAUGUGAUUAAUCACUCUUGUAUGUGUUUCGAAAUCCGAUUCCACAAGAGUUCUUCAUCGGAGGGCCGGAGUUUCACGUGGACGUGGGAUCACCAGCCAUUCCUGAACACCUCAGUGCCAAACACCACUAUGGCUUCCAUUGAUCCAUAUCAGUGCAUCAUUGCCCUGAGAGAUGUUUGUUCCCAGGAACCUGAAUGACUCCACUGCUGCCACAGUGCUGUUCAUGAUGGUAGAGCAGCAGUAUUCGCACAAGUUCACAGUGAAAGUGCUGCGAGCAGAAAAUGUCACUAAAGGAGCUCUGGGGGACUUGUUGGACACCCCAGACCCCUACGUGGAGCUUUUCAUUCGGACUGCUCCUGAGAGCAGGAAGAGGACCAAGCACAUUGAUAAUGACAUCAACCCUGAGUGGAACGAAAGCUUCGAGUUCAUCCUGGACCCUAACCAGGACAAUGUUUUGGAGUUGACGUUAAUGGACGCUAAUUACAUGAUGGACGAGAAACUGGGUAUGGUGACGUAUUCCAUUUCCAGCCUCAAAGUGGGACAGAAGGAAUUUGUGCCAUUUCUUAUAGGAAAAGCCACCAAUGUGUUCUUAGAGCUUAGUCUGGAAGUCUGUUCUGCCACUGACCUGCGUUUUAGUCUCGCCUUGUGUGAUAAAGAGAAAUUGUACAGACAACAGCGAAGAGACAGGGUCAUGCUGGGCAUCAAGAAACUGCUGGGCAUGGAGAAGCCCCAAUUCCUGCCCUUUAAUCCCCAGGAGGUCCCUGUCAUAGCUGUGGUAGGAUCAGGUGGAGGGUUCAGGGCGAUGGUCGGCUUCUCGGGGGUCAUGAAGGCUCUGUUUGAGUCUGGCGUUCUGGACUGCACGACGUACAUCGCUGGGCUCUCAGGCUCCACAUGGUACAUGUCUACGCUGUACUCGCACCCUGAGUUCCCUAGUAAAGGCCCAGAACAGAUUAAUCAGGAGCUGAUGAAGAGCGUAAGCAGCAACCCUCUCCGCCUGCUCCUGCCGCAGCACAUCACCAACUACGUCCAGGCUCUGUGGACCAAAAAGGCUAAUGGCCAGCCCGUCACCUUUGCUGACAUUUUCGGCAUGCUUAUUGGAGAAACACUCAUUCCUGCUAGGAUGGACACUACGUUGAGCGAGUUGCAGGAGAAAGUGAACGAAGCGCAGUCUCCUUUGCCACUGUUCACCUGCCUGCACGUCAAGCCGGAUGUAUCCGAGCUCAUGUUUGCUGAUUGGGUGGAGUUCAGUCCUUAUGAGAUUGGCAUGUCUAAAUAUGGUACCUUCAUGACCCCUGACCUUUUUGGCAGCAAAUUCUUCAUGGGAACUGUAGUUAAGAAAUAUGAGGAGAAUCCGCUACACUUCCUAAUGGGGGUCUGGGGCAGUGCUUUCUCUAUUCUUUUCAACAGAGUCCUGGGGGUAAAGGACACCACCGGAGGCAGCACCAUGGAGGAGGAACUGGAACACAUAAAACCGGAGCAUAUUGUGGGAGAAGACACCCUAGACUCUGAUGAGUCAUACAAAGUCGGCAUGCAGAACGACCAGCAGCAAGCGCAGGCCAGCUGGAUGCAGCGCAUGGUCACCUCACUGUUCAGCGACUCUUCUCUGUUCAACACACGCGAGGGAAGGGCAGGAAAAGUGCACAACUUCAUGCUGGGGCUCAACCUGAACACUAGCAUUCCUUUCUCACCCUUCAGUGAGAUCCUGGCCCAGAACUAUCCCGAGGAGGAGGCGGAUGCUGUCACAGACCCCAAUGAGUUUGAUCGCAUCUACGAGCCACUAGAUGUAAAAAGCAAGAACAUCCAUGUCGUGGACAGUGGCCUGACAUUUAACCUGCCCUAUCCGUUGAUCCUGAGACCACAGAGGGCUGUUGACCUCAUUAUUUCAUUCGACUUCUCUGCACGACCUGGUGACUCCAGUCCUCCAUUCAAGGAUCUUUUGUUGGCUGAGAAAUGGGCACGCAUGAACAAGCUGCCGUUUCCCAGAAUCGAUCCCAAAGUGUUUGAUCGGGAAGGAAUGAAAGAGUGCUACGUCUUUAAGCCCAGUAAGGGGGACAAGAACUGUCCAACCAUUAUUCAUUUUGUCUUGGUUAACCUCGACUUCAGGAACUUCAAAGCCCCAGGAGUUCCUCGAGACACUGAAGAGGAGAAACAGUUUGCUGACUUCGACAUCUUCGACGACCCAGAAACCCCAUAUUCCACUUUUAACUUCCAGUAUUCUAACAAGGCCUUCACUCAGCUGCACGACCUCAUGGAGUUCAACACACUGAGCAACAUAGAGGUGAUCAAAGAGGCAAUCAAGGAGAGCAUUGUGUACAGGAAGGAGAACCCAUCACGCUGCUCGGUGACCCUUUCUCUUAGCGAGAUCCAGAACAGAAAGUUUUCGAGAAGGGAAGCCAGGGGGCUCGUGCACAAGUGAGCCGAAAACUGGUGAAAACAUCUGCUUGGAGCUGAACUUGUUCGCUAAAGUAAAUUUUUUUCACUUUUUGAUUUAUUGCUAGAAGAGAUGUUUGUAUUUAUAUUUAGAAAAGUGCAGUAGUUUUAAUUGAGUCCGAUUUAGAAUUUAAUGGAUUCUCUUCAAUCCAUUUACUUGGAGGUGGAAAUAGUUCUCUUCUUAAUUGCAUUUGCUCUUUGAUUCCUCUUUAGUCCCAGUUUGCUAAAGGCUUUUUUUCUUAAAACUGUUCUUUCUGUUGCUAUAGCAUGCAUUUAUGUUUGUAAACCUUCAAAUAUCAAUGUUAGCCAACCAGUGGCAGUCCGUGGUGUGCUACCUGAAUCAGUCCACCUCUUAAUGCCAUCAUUAUGAUACAACGUCUUCAGAAAUCGUCAGUAUAAUAGAAAAGUGCAGUAAAACAGAGUGCUGGAAUCUCAUACAGUGAGAACGAAUGUCAUUACUAAAGCAAGAAACCCAAUGAACACAAUUUAACAUGUCUCCUUUCACUGGAGCCACAACUGCACCUCCUGCAUACAUAAUCUCUAGCAGAAGCAUUGAUGUUCACCUCAUCACAUCACCCCGAGGCAUUUUUGUACAUUUUGCAGUGCAUUAUGGAUUUCCUUGGGAUUUGAAAUGGUGUGUUCAAUGGGAAAAAAGACAUACAACACAAGUAUAAAUGGUUCAUGAAAAUGCUUAACAAUUGUUUGGAACUGUUUGAGCUGACGUUUUCUAGAAAAGUCUGAAAUCAGUUUCAUCUCCUCUGUCAGAAUGAAAAAAACAGCUUUUAGAUCCAUCACAUGCCGAUAUGAUUGGAAGCCUUCCUGAUGAAACUUAAAUGAAAUCUGACUGGUUAAAGCAACAGCUUUUUCUUAUGCAGUUUGACCCCAGUAAUACAUGAUAUGAUGGCUGAAAUUUGAUUGUACAGAAACUCCAACCUAUACAGACACUUCUUGUAGCAGCACAGCUGAGAGAAAUGCUAUGAAAAUGAAGAGAAUAGACUAUUGGAAAUAAAUGCAAUACAUAUUCAUGGACAGAAAAUCUUUUGAAACGUAAGUCUAAUAGAGUUCUAAUAGAGUUUAGACCACAAGCAAAAGUCUUGCUGGACUUGAUGACCCGCCACUGUAACAGACAUGCACCAUGAAAUACUCCAUGGCAGGAUGAUAUUUAGAAAUGUCACUAAAAGUGAACCUUUUAUUUAUUUAUUUAUUUUUGUUAGAAUCACUGCAGCAGCACACUGAGCAGCAACACAACUUCCAUUAAAAAAUAACAACUUUCAAGUGUGCAAGUGUGCCAUAACAACACAUUCUGUUCCUAGCUGACUUUUCAUAUCAUGGUCAUGAGCAUGUGUGUGAUGUGGAUCCUAUCCAGAAUCGUGUGUUAAAAGUGGCUUGAACUUGAACUUCACGUAAUACUAACCCCACCUGAGUGGAAGCAGGGUGAUGAACAGCAGGAAUCCAUAAUCGGGGGCACACAGCAGCGGCAUGCCGUUAAGCUGAACACACUACAGUUUGAGUGGCGCAGAACGGCAUCAUAUUUUCUUUUAUUUCAAUGUGUAUAUCUGUCAAAUCACCUUCGGAGGGUUAUUGUCUGAUACAUCCUUUCAGACACGCUGAAGUCACCUGGUGAUGUAUGAUGAGAUGAAAUCCAUACAUAUUCAUAUUCAAUUUGCUGAUUAGUAAAUAGAGAAUUCGGUCGAAUCUGCUUUUUCCAAAUGUUCUGGCAAUGUUGCAAAUCCUCUCUGUAUUAAUUAAAAAAGAUGAUGUUCA